Brassica napus (rape) is the source of this 723-nucleotide messenger RNA. Its product is annotated as glutathione S-transferase T3-like. Bases 1 to 723 code for a protein of 240 amino acids. The transcript is spliced from 4 exons. The record is from RefSeq and is a predicted model, not a curated record. Lineage: Eukaryota; Viridiplantae; Streptophyta; Magnoliopsida; Brassicales; Brassicaceae.
AUGGGAAUCAAAAGUGGGUACUUUGAUGGAUCAAGAGUCUCGGGUUGGCUCUCUGAGACGAAGAUAAACGGCGUCUAUAGUUCACUAUCUUCAUCUCAAGUUCCUACUCAAGUCCCGGAUGAUGUUGGUGAGCGUCGGGAACGAAGGAAGUGGACGCCCAGUGAUGAUGUUCUGCUGAUCAGCUUAUGGCUCAACACGAGCAAAGAUCCAGUUGUUGGUAACGAGCAAAGGUUAGGCGCAUUCUGGACGAGAAUUGCAGCCUACUAUGCCGCUAGUCCGAAGGCUGCUAGAUCCGAAGAGAGAGAGCCUGGUCACUCUGCUACACGAGAGAAGACUAGCGACUGCAAUGAGAAUGAUGUGUUGAAAAGAGCUCAUGAAAUAUUCUACAACAACUAUAAGAGGAAAUUUACCCUCGAGCAUGCUUGGAAAGAGUUGAGGAACGACCAGAAGUGGAGUGACCUUUCUACUGCAAAAAACGAGGGAAACUCAAAGAAAAGGAAGGCCGAUGAUGGUGCAGAUUCAUCAAGCUCCCAAGCCACUGAACCCAAGCGUCCCGCGGGUGUUAAGGCAGCAAAGGCCUCCGGGAAGAAGACUAUGGUGGAGGAGAAAGCGCUGAAUGUUCUUGAGACUAUGUGGUCCAUUAAACAGCAGGACCACACCGGCAAGGAAAGGUUGAAGAAGAUGAGUAUACUUGACUCUCUUAUUGCAAAAAAAAGCCUCUAG